AGCAAGCAGAAAUUUCACUUAUAGAAAUUCAUUUUCUCUCCAAAAAACUCAGCGGGGCGCGUUCCACUGUUCGUUGGCAGGCAGAGGAUUUGGUGAGGGAAAUGGCCGAGGGAGAUGACAACAUGCCUAGGGAUGCAAAGAUCGUAAAGUCACUGCUGAAAUCCAUGGGUGUCGAAGACUAUGAAACUGGAGUAUUACAUCAGUUCUUGGAGCUGUGGUACCGGUAUGUUGUUGACGUAUUAACAGAUGCACAGGUUUACUCAGAGCAUGCUAGCAAGUCUACUAUUGAUUGUGAAGAUAUCAAGCUUGCUAUUCAGUCAAAGGUCAAUUUUAGCUUCUCUCAACCCCCACCAAGAGAGGUCCUACUAGAGUUGUCUAGAAGCAGGAACAGAAUACCAUUGCCGAAGGUAAUAGCAUCACCCGGCAUCGCACUCCCACCUGAGCAGGACGCAUUACUUGGUCCUAACUACCAACUGUUGAUCCCAAAGAGAUCUGCUCUGGCAAUGGAAGAAACAGAGGAUGAAGAAACUGCUGAUCCCAGCACAUCCCAGCAACAACGAACGGAUUUGCCACAACAAACGCCUCAAAGGGUUGCAUUUCCUCUUCUUAAACGCCCAAAGCGCGAGAUGUUCUAGUCUUCAAGACAUAUAACUGACACCCAGUAAUGUAAAGAAAUUGUGCUUAAGGUGCAUCAGCCGUAAAUAAGAGGAAAGCAAGUCUGAUGAUUUCUGUACUAAUAUGCUGAUUAAUCGAAUUGUUGUAAUGAUUUGCUUACUCAUAUUCAGUCCUUGUAAACUCUUAUAGUAUGUUCAGUGCUUAAUUCUAUUAUUAUAAAGGAUUUAACCUGUGAGUUGUAGAAA
This is a messenger RNA of Mangifera indica (mango), 860 nucleotides long. Its product is annotated as transcription initiation factor TFIID subunit 9-like. The record is from RefSeq and is a predicted model, not a curated record. The transcript is spliced from 3 exons. Bases 102 to 635 code for a protein of 177 amino acids. Gene Ontology annotation, molecular function: RNA polymerase II general transcription initiation factor activity; protein heterodimerization activity; transcription coactivator activity. NCBI's taxonomy places the organism in Eukaryota, Viridiplantae, Streptophyta, Magnoliopsida, Sapindales, Anacardiaceae. Gene Ontology annotation, biological process: RNA polymerase II preinitiation complex assembly; DNA-templated transcription initiation. Gene Ontology annotation, cellular component: SAGA complex; transcription factor TFIID complex.